CGAAGCUGCCAGCAAAAUUUUGUCAAGAAUGGUAAUUGGCGUGAUUCAUUACGCCUGUGUCUUCCUCCGAAUCCCGACACGGGUUGGCUGUGCCCUUUUUCCCUACAGUUUUCUCAUUUGCUUCUUUCGCUCCCGCUUUUUGAAAUUUUUUUUGCCCUUAAACCCGUCCCCCUUUUUGAGCUCCUUCCUCUGGCCGGAUUCCCUGCCCAGCUUUAUUGCGAGCUCGGUUGCGUCUUCUUCGUGUGUUUUAAGCUCGGUCUCCUCGGCCUUCUUUUGCUGAAAUGGCUACUGGCCCUGUGCGCAUAUCACGAGUUGAUAAGUCUUCGAUUGAUUGGACUGUGCUGGUUCAAGUUAUCGAAACUGAUCGUGUAAAGAUUGCUCGAGAUGGGGAUUUAUCGAGGUCCUUUCAUCGGUUUCAAUUUGGUGACUUUCAGGGUAUCAAGGUCUCUACGGUUGUCUUUGACGAUGCUGUUAUUAUUGUUGAUGGCCUUCUUUUGCCAUUUAGAAAGUACUACAUAUCAAAUGCAGAGGUGCAUGAGAUUCCUGAACUUGUUGGAACGGGCCUGUAUUCCUUUUACUGGGUUAUCAAUGAGGGAACUAUUACUGAAGAGUCUGCUGCCUCAGAGGAAUUGGCUCUUCCUUUCUAUUUUGAAUUGCGCUCUUUUCAGUACUUCCACUUUAUGGCUGACACGGAUACUCUUAUAAGUUAA
Molecule: messenger RNA, 710 nt
Organism: Coffea eugenioides
Lineage: Eukaryota; Viridiplantae; Streptophyta; Magnoliopsida; Gentianales; Rubiaceae
Exons: 3
Coding region: 282-710 (142 amino acids)
Source: RefSeq, a predicted model, not a curated record